Messenger RNA from Prunus armeniaca (apricot), 408 nucleotides. The record is from the annotation of a GenBank genome assembly. NCBI's taxonomy places the organism in Eukaryota, Viridiplantae, Streptophyta, Magnoliopsida, Rosales, Rosaceae.
AUGGCUGCAGCUUUAAGUGAUUCCAUACCCUCUAUAAACAAGGCUUGGGUGUACUCAGAAUAUGGACAGUCUGCAGAUGUUUUGAAAUUUGAUCCCAAUGUUGCUGUGCCUGAAAUAAAGGAAGACCAGGUGCUCAUCAAGGUGGUUGCUGCAUCUCUUAACCCAAUUGAUUUCAAGAGGAUGCUUGGGUAUUUCAAGGAGAUCGACUCUCCUCCACCUACGGUUCCUGGGUAUGAUGUUGCUGGUGUGGUGGUGAAGGUGGGAAGCCAAGUGACGAAGUUUAAGGUGGGGGAUGAAGUAUAUGGGGAUCUCAAUGAGAAUGCUUUGGUGAACCCAAAAAGUUUGGGUCUUUGGCAGAGUACACUGCUUCAGAAGAAAGAGUGUUCGCUCUCAAACCCCAAAAUCUGA